Molecule: messenger RNA, 683 nt
Organism: Condylura cristata (star-nosed mole)
Lineage: Eukaryota; Metazoa; Chordata; Mammalia; Eulipotyphla; Talpidae
Gene: ALKBH7
Product: alkB, alkylation repair homolog 7 (E. coli)
Exons: 4
Coding region: 1-594 (197 amino acids)
Biological process (GO): DNA damage response; fatty acid metabolic process
Cellular component (GO): mitochondrial matrix
Source: RefSeq, a predicted model, not a curated record
AUGGGAGCGCGGCUAGAGGUGUGCUGGAGCCCCUUUCCCAGUCCUUGGAGAACCUUCCUGCUUCCCCGCCUCCCCACCCCACAACGCAUUCCCCAGGCCAUCCACGGCUUUCGAGAGACAGAGAAGUCGCGCUGGUCAGAGGCAAGCCGGGCCAUACUGCAGCGCGUGCAGGCUGCUGCCUUCGGCCCUGGCCAGGCCCUGCUGUCCCCAGUGCACGUGCUGGACCUGGAGCCUCAGGGCUACAUCAAGCCCCACGUGGACAGCAUCAAGUUCUGUGGAGAUACCAUAGCUGGUCUGUCCCUGCUGUCUCCCAGCGUCAUGCGGCUGGUGCACACCCAGGACGCAGGACAGUGGCUGGAACUCUUACUGGAGCCAGGCUCCCUGUACAUCCUUAGGGGCUCUGCCCGUUAUGACUUCUCCCACGAGAUCCUUCGGGACGAGGAGUCCUUUUUUGGGGAGCAUAGGGUCCCCAGGGGCCGACGCAUCUCAGUGAUCUGCCGCUCCCUCCCUGAGGGCAUGGGGCCUGGGAAGCCUGGGCACCUGCUCCCAGCCAGUGGAACCCCAAGUCCUCCCCUAGCUUCCCAGACACAUUGAGCUUAUGAAUAAAGUGGAGAAUGGACAAGUUGUCACCUUUGCACUGGCUGUUUGCUGGGGCUGGGGCCUGCAGGGGAACCCCGGGAACC